AUGUCAGUUACUGAUCCCUUCGUCGAAUUUGAAAAGAACCUCGAGGAUCGAAUUACUGAAACAGCCGCGGAAUGGGAUCGUGAGAAGGACAGCCUUACGUCAAGUCUAGAACAAUUUUACGAAGAAAAAUGUCUGAAAGAGCCUUCCAAAUUUCCAAAGAAGGCCAUCCAAGUCAUGCAAGAUUUUAAAAAGAAGGCACUUGAAUCGCUCCAAGACCUGCUCGAAUGUGUCUGUACCACACAACAGAGCCAGGACAAGGAGACCAAGCGCCAACUCAAAGUUCUGGUAUCUAUUUUGAAGGAACAAUUUCAGACGUACACGUCACGAAGCGACCAAGAAGAGCGUAAUUUACGACAUCGGUUGCUCGGGAUGGAGAGGAACAGGCCCCCUAAUCCUGCAUCAAACCUUGAGCAGAAGCCAGAAAAGCCCGUACCAAAACGUCGAACUUCCAUGUACAAACGCGUUGGCAGUGCUGGGAAGGCUUUCGAGCGUGCCAAAGUUGCUGAGAGGAUCAUAGGUAGCCAACAGGCCAAUUGGCAGCCAAGACGCUCUCGCCAUUCUCGUCAGAGACAGAAUGCUAUACGUAUGGAAAAGACCUUAAGAGGUCUAAACGAGAACUCAGCUAUUUCUGGGCUGUACAACCGAUCGCAAACUUAUGGUAAUCCGAAAGGACCGGCUCGUCGCACCUCCAUGACGGCCUCUAGACCACCCACAGCGACCCGGCCCAAGAGGCGGUACACAGGAAGAUCUCUAUGGCAGGAACUCAAUGAUUCCGAGUUGCAUAGUGACGAGCCUGACGAUGCUCUUGACAAGAUACUCGCCAAACCUCCUUUUAAGCAGGAGGCUGUCGCUGCUCAGGGUUAUAGGCAUCCUCGCAUAGGUGAGGGACUCCUUAUAGACGACGCAUUUGCUCUUGGGCAGCAACUCAAUGAAGAGUUCAGUACCACAUCCUCUCUGGCUGAUGCUGAAGACUCGGAUAGUGAGGAUACCGAAGUCGAAGAAAUGGCCGAAGAGGGAAAAGAGCAACAGAAGAGGGGUCUUCAAGGCACCAUCAUGCCUUCACCCAACAGGUGGCAGAGUAGUCUGAAGGAGGAGAAUACUCCACAGAAGGACAGCGAUGAUGAGAAGGAGGCUGUCUCUGAAGACAAGAAAGGAGAUGGCCCUGCUAAAGACAUGUCGAGCAACGGCACUGGUGAAUGCUCAAACAUACCGGAAGCAUCCCAAGAGGCGAACACGCCAGCACCAGGGAACAGCGAUGGCGGCGAUGAUCCGGAUCCAGAUCCUACUGAAGGGGCUUCCGCUGAUAUUGCCCUUUCACAAUCAUCCACAAAGACUUCUGGUAGCUUCCAAUCCUUGAAAAAGUGGUCUCGGGUCUUGAUAUUGCUGGUGAGGAAGUUUAUACUUGAACAGGUCUGGGCUUGGUGUCUUGCCUUUGCGUUUGUCUAUCGACUUAUCUCCUGGUUUUUUCGCCGUCUCGUCAGGCGUAGGACCGUGGAUAACGACGGCAAAGCGCUGAAAUUCCCCACCCCACCUCCGUAUGUGGAGGUGGUCGCUUUCAACAUUCUUUUCUUCCUAUCAUUCCAGCACCAACAAAGAUUCUUUCUAUUUUCACGUGCCUUUAAUAAACAGACUCCAACGCACGACUCCAACGUCAUUCGUCUUCAACGUCAUAUUGCAACAUCAUCAAUCAACAGACCCAAACUCACAACCUCUCUCACUCUACCAGCACAGAAUCACAACCUCAGCACACAAUCAGAAAUCUCCAACUCUGCAGAAAUGUCGUCCAAACUCAUCCCUUCAGACCCUGAUCAUGUCAUGGUCAUUCGAAAUGUCACCCCCAACAUUGCCACUUUCUCAGUCCCCUUUUCACGAUUUGGAAAGGUCAAGAUCGGUGGCCGAGGCACUCUAGUCAAACUCACCUCUGGAGGCCUUGCCAUCUUCUCACCAGUCGCACUCACCAAAGCCACCCAAGCCAAAGUCGUGGAGAUGGGAGGCGACGUCCGCUAUAUCGUUGCUCUGGACUAUGAGCACCAUAUCUUCAUUUCUGAGUGGAAAAACGAGUACCCUUCAGCCAAGAUCAUCGGCCCAGAGGGUCUGCCAGAAAAGCGAGCCAAGCAGACCGACGAUCCUAAGAUCAACGAUGAUGAGUUUGCUGUUGUCUUCAAGAAGGAAAACAAGCGGGAAAUCAAGAUUGACCCCGACUUCGAUGCCGACUUUGACUAUGAAUACGUCGACGGCCACGCCAACCUUGAGAUUGUCUUCUUCUACAAGCCUGAGCAAGUCCUGAUCCAGGCUGAUCUUCUCUUUAACCUACCCCCCACCGAGCAGUACAGUAAAGUGCCCGAAUCCGAAUUGCCCGCCGAUGGAGCUGUUGGCAAGCUUUUCGCAUGCGUUCAGAACCCCCGUGGUGAUACCAAGUGGUUACAGAGAUUCAACUGGUAUCUCCUCGCCAAGAACCGUGAAAGUUUCAACGACAGCAUGGCGCAGAUCGCCAAGUGGGACUUUCAUACCAUGGUCCCUUGCCAUGGAGAUGUUCUGGAGGGAGACGGAAAGGAGGUGUUUAUGAAGGUGUUUGACUGGCAUCUCCAGGGACACAAAUAG
Molecule: messenger RNA, 2601 nt
Organism: Fusarium subglutinans
Lineage: Eukaryota; Fungi; Ascomycota; Sordariomycetes; Hypocreales; Nectriaceae
Exons: 3
Coding region: 1-2601 (866 amino acids)
Source: RefSeq, a predicted model, not a curated record